This is a messenger RNA of Serendipita indica DSM 11827, 2538 nucleotides long. The record is from the annotation of a GenBank genome assembly. Lineage: Eukaryota; Fungi; Basidiomycota; Agaricomycetes; Sebacinales; Serendipitaceae.
AUGUCGGGUAUUCAACAUCCAUACUUUUCCAACCCUUCCUUUGCCACAGACGGUCCGCCUUCACCAACGCCGACGCGUCUCAAGAAACGAAAGCGCGAGGAUGACGAAGAAGAAGCGUCAACGCCAACAAAGGCGCGUCUACGCAUCGCGUCUGACCAACUCGGCGGGCUGGCUUUGCCCCUCGAACGACCAGUUGCUCCAUACGCUCGUUCUUCGCAUAUUUCGUCCCCACAGAAACAGCCAAUGACCCCUACAAGUCUUUUGAAAGAAAAUAAUUUGGUUAUGACCUCUACGCCGCAUAUACCCCCAGCCCUACCCCGUCAAGAUUCUUCUUCCGACUCAUUAUCUCUCCUCACUAGGUCUGCAGCUCCACCUUCACCUACUAUGCGAACACGAGCUGCAACAACUCCAAUGCGGCUCGCUUUGCCGCUAGCAUCACUCGCACUUUCUAUGCCAUAUUUGCUCAUUCAACCACCUACUUCACCUCAGCACUAUCCCUCACUCGAGGCAUCCAUCACCGCCUUACGACGAAUCCUCUCUACCGCCGACGACCCAUCGCCGGAGAUGGCACUCUCACCGGAACAAGAAUGUUUCGCCUGGGUUAUGCUCGCGGAGUUGGGUAUACAACUCGUUUCAUCGUUUAAUAGUUCUUCCCCUUCGGUCAAGGAAGAAAACUCGUCGCCCAAAAAGUCCAAGGCGGAUGUGUAUGUUCCAGAAUGGGGUCUAAAGGUAGAAGAAAUUGAGGAUGCCAUCGCACGUGCACUGCAGCUCUCCGACCGUUUUGCGUCACUCAAGCACCUCCGACACCGUCUGACGCUUAUGCACGCUCAACUGGCACUUUAUCAAGACAAUCCAAAGCACGCACGCGUUUUGAUAAAGAGGCUUCUCCCGCUCUCUAAUGCUGCACAACCGAUUCCGACAGACAAAGUGUGGGCGGCGUACGAGGCUCAUUUAGCAAUUGUCCACUCGCUCAUUGGUCAAUCAGAACCUAGCGAUGGGAUACGGGUGCGUGAAAGUGAUCUCGCUGCUGCAUUGUCUCAGUUGAAUGCACUGGCCAUGCUAGCAAACGGUCACGGAGAUUACGCGGUGUACCAGUUGGCCAUUGUGACAAAAUGGACUACCCUCUUCCAACAUCAUUCAACCUCGGAGUCUGAGCACGUCACGGCGUCCAAACUGGAUGCGGCGCUUGCGGAAGCAGAACUAGUGUUGGGGAUGGAUGGCUUUGACAAGCAACUCUCAGCAUCGACUGACGAAAAGAGUGAAGAGAAAGAGAAGAAUGUGUCUUCUAAUAUAACGCCGGGACCAAGUGGUCAAAGCGCUGGAAAUGCGACGCCACUUGUCCAGGAUCUCCUCGCGAGUGGUGGUCCAAUACACGUAUCAGCAAACUUCAAGACUCCAGCAUUCUCACUCCCCACCAAUCCACUUGGGAUGGACGUCUACGCUGCUGUUAUGAGCGAGAGCGGACAACCACUGCAGUCAAUGGUUGAUGAGAAAUCGAGCGAUAUGAUCAUCCCGCCUUAUAUGCGCUAUCUACGUGUCCAUGUGCUGAUGCUCGGUGUGCUUUGGCUCACGCAUUGUGGCCAGUCGGUGCGGUGCUCAGAGCGGCUGGCGCUAUUGCAUGAGAUGAUGGAUAAGAUGAACGACCUAUCGAAAGACGACAGCGAUGGAUGGGCUGGCGGAGAUGAGAUGGGUAUCAUCCAAGUCCCAGUCAGCUCAAACCCAGAACAGCCGUUGAGGAUCAAGGUCACUCACCCUCGUGUUCUUUAUCAGCUCACGUUUGCGAUUUCUGCAUCUGCAAAGCGUGAUGGGGCCGGAAAGAGACCGAAACGCAAGAUUUUUGUUGAAGAGGGUCUACGAGUGGGAUCUGUUGAUGAUCCUAGAACCAGCAACCCAACUUUAUCCAUCUUGGAGGGCGGACCUCUCUUAUCGUUUGGACGAGGUCUCGGCGUCGCAGACUCGGUGCACGCGCAAAGAGCUAUCGCAUACAUUCGAGCCAUAAACUACUGCGAGCUCAUCUCUGUGUGUCUCAUUCGCAGCGAGUUUGAUGACGCAGAUCGGUACUUGAACGAGACAGUCUCGUACAUUCGCGCGGUCGAUAACAACAACUCGAGUGCAGUCGCUGACACAGCUACUGGUAAUGGACAUCCGUUAACAGAGGGUGGGGAUUUGUGGAAGGCAUUUGCCCCACGCGUAACAUUAUUGCACGGACAGCUCGCACACGCCCUGGGCAAGGCGCCUCUUGCGCUCGAGUGCUAUCGUAUCGCGGCAUAUAUGGAUGAAAGGUCGAAUGGAAACGCCGGUUUGAGUGUGAUUGGUGCGCUCGCAGUGGCCGGAGAAGUCUUUGUACGGGUUGGACUCUUGAAGCAAGGCGGUGAACCUUUCCAGUUUCAAGGCGAGGUCGAUGACGAACAAUCGAUUCUCGAACUGGCAUCCGAGGUCUCGGAGGGAUGCUUGCAAGGCGCUUGGGGUGAAGGGAUGAUUGUGGUUGGAAGAAUCAUUGCGGCUGCGGUGACAGACGAGGUUAUCCGGGCAAAGUAA